UGGUUAUAUAGACCGGCGGCUGAGCACGCGUGUGUGCGGACGCAGUUGCGUUAGGGUAUUUUGCCACCGCCCUGCUUUGGAGCAAAGCUUGUUCCUCUCCCGAUCAGCCGCGCAGGUUGAAUUGACCAAAGCAAUGGUUAUGGAGAAGCCUAGUCCCCUGCUGGUCGGGCGGGAAUUUGUGAGACAGUAUUACACAUUGCUGAAUCAAGCCCCGGAUAUGCUACACAGAUUUUAUGGAAAGAAUUCUUCUUACGUCCAUGGAGGAUUGGAUUCAAAUGGAAAACCAGCAGAUGCGGUCUAUGGACAAAAAGAAAUCCAUAGGAAGGUGAUGUCACAAAACUUUACCAAUUGCCACACUAAGAUUCGUCAUGUUGAUGCUCAUGCUACUUUAAAUGACGGCGUGGUGGUCCAAGUGAUGGGGCUGCUCUCUAAUAACAACCAAGCUUUAAGGAGAUUCAUGCAGACAUUUGUUCUUGCUCCUGAGGGCUCUGUUGCAAACAAGUUCUAUGUUCACAAUGAUAUCUUUAGAUACCAAGAUGAAGUCUUUGGUGGUUUUGUCACUGAACCCCAGGAAGAAUCUGAGGAAGAAGUAGAGGAGCCAGAAGAAAGACAGCAGACACCAGAAGUGGUACCUGAUGAUGCUGGAACUUUCUACGAUCAAACUGUCAGCAAUGACUUAGAAGAACAUUUAGAAGAACCUGUUGCUGAACCAGAGCCUGAACCUGAACCAGAACCUGAGCAAGAACCUGUAUCUGAAAUCCAAGAAGAAAAGACUGAGCCAGCAUUAGAAGAACCUGCUCCUGAGGAUGCUCAGAAGAGUUCUUCCCCAGCACCUGCAGAUAUAGUGCAGACAGCUCAGGAAGACUUGAGGACAUUUUCUUGGGCAUCUGUGACCAGUAAGAAUCUCCCGCCCAGUGGAGCCGUUCCAGUUACAGGGAUCCCACCUCAUGUUGUUAAAGUUCCAGCUUCACAGCCACGUCCGGAGACCAAGCCUGAAUCUCAGAUUCCACCGCAGAGGCCUCAGAGGGAUCAAAGAGUGCGAGAACAACGAAUAAAUAUUCCUCCACAGAGGGGUCCUAGACCAAUUCGUGAGCCUGGUGAGCAAGGUGAGGUUGAACCUCGAAGAAUUGUGAGGCACCCUGAUAGUCACCAACUCUUCAUUGGCAACCUGCCUCAUGAAGUGGACAAGUCGGAGCUCAAAGAUUUCUUUCAAAAUUAUGGAAACGUGGUAGAACUUCGAAUUAACAGCGGUGGGAAGUUACCAAAUUUUGGUUUUGUUGUGUUUGAUGACUCUGAACCGGUUCAGAAGGUUCUUAGCAACAGGCCUAUCAUGUUCAGAGGUGAGGUUCGUCUGAAUGUGGAAGAAAAGAAGACUCGUGCUGCCAGGGAAGGGGAUCGUCGAGACAACCGUCUUCGGGGACCUGGAGGCCCUCGAGGUGGGCUGGGUGGUGGAAUGAGAGGCCCUCCCCGUGGAGGCAUGGUGCAGAAACCAGGAUUUGGCAUGGGAAGGGCCAUUGCUCCAAGGCAGUGAAUUCUUCUUCCCUUGUCGUCAAGCAGCAGUACAAACCCUAGCUCUUGCAGAAGGGUGAAUUUCUUCAACCAGCCUUUGGUAUCUUGGAGUAUGACCCUAGUCUGUUAUAAACUGCUUACGUUUGUACACUUUUACUCCUUUUUGUGUUAAUGGUGUGUGCACCCUCUCCCAUCCUUUCUUCUGAUCUUUAGUCCUUCACUUCCAAUUUUGUGGAAUGAUAUUUUAGGAAAAUGGAUUUUUAAAGAAGAAAAAAAGACUGAAUUUCCUUGCUUACUUUGCAUAUACAGACUGGAUUUUUUUUAACAGCCAUUUCCCCAAAGGAAUGUGUUUUGCUUCUUACUGACAUUUGGUAUGUUUCAUUCAUUGGAAUAUUUCUUACUUAUUUUCUACGUGUUUCAGAAGCCUGUUUGAUAAAACAGUUUGAAGGCAAGAUAAAACUGAAAUUGUUUCUUCUUUUGAGAGUCAUGACUACCUUCUCGUGUGGAGCAGUUGCUAUUGGAAAAAUUGACAAUUUUGAUCUCACUGGUGUGGUUAAAAAUGGAAUAAAAAGUGCUAUCUUUUUUCUUUUGAUAUCACAGAAGAAUUUAAAAACUUAACUGUUUUUUACCAUUGAAAUUUAAAUUGUGUGAUAGGCUUUAAAUGUCUAGAAUGUAAAACUGAUAAGCUUUUCUCUUGAAUUGUUAAAUUUUUUUGAAGUAGAGUUUUUCCAUAUUUAAUUUGUGUUUGUAAAAAAAGGGAAGAAAAAAAUUUCCCCAAAUCCAGAUAACAAACAAACCAGAGUAAAACUGUUGUGCCUUCUAUUUAUCGUUGAUUCCAUUCUUGGCAGUUGUUUAACAGAAAAAGAAUAAAAACAACAAAAAAUAUCUAGUUUAUUCAGGUUUAGAGUAUCUGGGAAAUUUUAGAAUCUACCUUUACCUAUUUUCUUUUGUUAACAUUUGUUAUGCCUUAUUCUGAAAUUGAAUCUCUAACUGGAAUGCCUUUGAAGACAAAUGCUUCUUCUAUAGAAGCUUUUUGACCUAAAUAUUUUGACAAUUUGUAUUAAGUUUUAAUUUCCUUUUUAAAAUCAGAUUUUUAAUCAUAGCCCAUAAAAAGGAUGUCACUUCAAUUGGACUUUGCUGAUGUGCUUCAGUGUUUGCUAGUUUUUCCCCCUUUCCCCUUUAAAUCAUAGCCAUGUGAUAAAUUUUCUAUUUUGUUAUGGUUGUCUUGUUGAUGGGCAUGCAAUGGGUUUCUUGGAAUGGCCAAUUUUUAUUAAAAUAUUUCUGGAAGAAACUUUAA
Elephantulus edwardii (Cape elephant shrew) is the source of this 2806-nucleotide messenger RNA. RefSeq names its product GTPase activating protein (SH3 domain) binding protein 1 (gene G3BP1). The record is from RefSeq and is a predicted model, not a curated record. Lineage: Eukaryota; Metazoa; Chordata; Mammalia; Macroscelidea; Macroscelididae. Gene Ontology annotation, cellular component: cytosol; ribonucleoprotein complex. Gene Ontology annotation, molecular function: mRNA binding. The coding region runs from base 134 to 1531 and encodes 465 amino acids. The transcript is spliced from 12 exons.